This is a messenger RNA of Lodderomyces elongisporus, 4035 nucleotides long. RefSeq names its product Elongator subunit (gene ELP1). Gene Ontology annotation, molecular function: tRNA binding. The transcript has a single exon. Gene Ontology annotation, biological process: tRNA wobble base 5-methoxycarbonylmethyl-2-thiouridinylation. The record is from RefSeq and is a predicted model, not a curated record. Lineage: Eukaryota; Fungi; Ascomycota; Pichiomycetes; Serinales; Debaryomycetaceae. The coding region runs from base 1 to 4035 and encodes 1344 amino acids. Gene Ontology annotation, cellular component: elongator holoenzyme complex; cytosol.
AUGAAGAACUUGAUUGUUUUAAAUAGGGGUUACAUCAAACCUGAGUCCAGAACAUACCCGGAUCUACAUAUAAUUGACUCCGUUUACGAUACAGUUUCCGAUGCCAUCACAUUCGUCCUAUCGUCAGACGAAAGCCCUGUUAUUGAAGUGCAACAAUUUCACAAGAAUGGUAAUGUCACUGUAUUGGCAAGCUUUGAAGCAAACUCUAAGUUGCUCAGCACCGCACACUUUGUCGAUUCCUCACAAUUAGUAUUUGUCUUUGCCAACGGUGAUAUUGUUACAGCCACAUACGACUCGCAACAACCAGUGCAGGAUUACGAAAAUGUGGUUAUUGAGAUAGUCGGAACCAUUGAUGUUGGUAUACAAGCAGCACAGUGGUCAGUAGAUGAGGAAACUUUGGCAAUGAUCACAAAUGAAAACAAAUUAUUGUUAUUGUCUCGGAUUUUGGAACCGAUUACUGAAAAGUUACUUGACUCGGCAGAUAUUAAAAUUACAGAUCUGAAGCACGUUUCCGUUGGAUGGGGUAAAAAAGAGACCCAAUUCAAAGGUAAAGGGUUUAAGGCUUUGGAAAGGGAGAAAGAAAAAGAAAAAGGAAAAGAAAAAGGAAAGAACAUCAAUGGACACUCGCAUGAUCACGCACAUGGCCACGACUCAGUAACUGAACCGUUACGCGAUCCUACAGUCAACGAGGUAGAAAAAGGUUCAUUAUCGCGCAUGGACGAUGGAACCGUGCGAAUAAGUUGGAGAGGUGACUCCAACUACUUUGCUGUUAGCACCGUCGAGCCCGUGUUGGUUGAGGACUCGGGUGAGAUGUAUGACAGAAGAGUAAUCCGAGUUUUUGAUAGAGAAGGUGAAUUGGAUAGUGUUAAUGAAGCAGUCGAUGGAUUAGAACACAACCUAGGCUGGAAACCUCAGGGUGCAUUAAUUGCUUCAACUCAAAGACACAUUGACGAUGAAGAUGGGGAAGAGGUUCUUGAUUUGGUGUUUUAUGAAAGAAAUGGUCUUAGACAUGGUCAGUUCAAUACUAGACUCAAUCCAGAAGACGAGGUUGUUCAAAACGUUAUUUGGAGUUCGGAUAGCGAAAUUCUACUCUUACAAAUGAAUGAUCGAGUUCAACUUUGGACAUCAAAAAAUUACCAUUGGUAUUUGAAGCAAGAACUAUUUGCUGAAGGAAUAAUUUUCACCAAGUUUCAUCCCGAAAAGCCUUCGAACUUUAUGAUUGGUACUGCCAAUGGUCUUCAAAUUGUUGAUUUGACCCACAAAGUCGUCACCGGACCAACUAGAUCUGGAGAUGAUGUUGGUAUGACUUUGGUAGUGGAUGGUGCCACUGCAAAGAUGACUCCACUCUCAGUUGCAAAUGUCCCUCCACCAAUAAGCUACAGAGAGUUGGAUGUAUUGGGAAAUAUAACUGAUCUUGCUGUGAGUAAAUCAAAUGAAAAGUAUGCGAUUUUAACAAGUGAUAACGACUUAUAUUUUAGUCAGUUGAGCUUGGAAGAAAUGAAAGCAGGAGCUCAACCAAAGGUUGUUAGUCACCUCGAUGCAAAGAAGUACAUUAACGAAAGCAACGAAGUUGCUAAGCAGAUUGCAUUUAUUAGAGAUGACUUUAUCGCCGUUGUCAUUGACGCACCAAUGUAUUCACGAAUCGUCCUAUUUGAAGUUGACGACAUCUCCAAUCCAAAGAUGAAUGAAUCUGUUGACAUUACACCUAAAGUUGUGUUGCUAAAAUCGCGUGCAGACUUUGCUACCGUCAUCAUCGAAACAGUUGACAACAAGAUUAUUGAAUUAAGCUCGACCCAAGAUUCAAGAGAAAUUACUAGAUUUCCUCAAUUGUGUCGAGAAAUUGAAGUAUCAUACAAUGAGGCAACCGACGAGUUUGAAGCAUUUGGAAUUUCUCGAACUGGUAAAUUAUUCCGCAAUGAAGUACCUGUGGUUAGUGGUGUUACUUCAAUGUUAAUCACAGAAUCGCAUUUGCUUUUCACCACCGUGCUUUCAAAAUUAUGCUUUGUCCACUUGAAUUCUAGACAUGAAAAUUUCGAAGUUUUCCAAAACUUGUCAAAUGAAAAUAUUCAUGACGAAAGAGUUAGACAAAUUGAAAGAGGCUCAUUUUUGGUGAAUACCAUGCCAAGCAAGUACUCUGUUGUUUUAGAGGCCCCUAGAGGUAAUAUCGAAACCAUCUGUCCAAGAAUUAUGGUGCUCACAGCGAUUAGAAAGUUCAUUUCCCAAAAGGAUUAUAAACUGGCAUUUAUUGCUUGCCGUACCCACAGAAUUGAUUUGGAUAUUCUACAUGAUUACGAUACCGUGCUGUUCUUUAACAACAUUGAACUUUUUGUAAAUCAAAUUGGCAAGAUUGAAUAUUUGGACCUUUUUGUAUCUUGUCUUCACGAAGAAGAUGUUACAGCUUCGAAAUACAAGGAGACUUUGACCGAUGCAGGAAUAAACGAAUCAGAACUCAAAAAAGAAGGUGAAACUUUGCAACCAGCAUUCAAAAAAAAGUUCAAUGUAUCUGAUAAGAACCAAAAGAAGUUUGAAAAAUUUGAGGAUUCAAAAGUCAACAGAAUAUGUCAAGCCAUCCUUGCCGUGCUUUUAAAACCAGAGUAUUUUGAGAAAUACAUGCAAACUAUCUUGACUGCAUACGCAUGCGAAAAGCCACCAAAUUUGGUUGCCGCAUUGGAAUUGAGCGAGUCAUUUACUGACGAGAAACAAAAGGAGACUGCAAUCACCCACCUUUGCUUCUUGCAAGAUGUCAACAAAUUGUACCAAACUUGUCUUGGAUUGUAUAACGUCAAACCCACUUUAUUGAUUGCUCAACAAUCGCAAAUGGAUCCUAAAGAGUAUCUUCCAUUCUUGCAGAAUCUUCAUGUGCAAACUGACCUUGAGCGUAAAUUUUUGAUUGAUGAUUAUUUGAAAAACCACGAUAAAGCGUUGCAAUGGUUGCACGAAAUGGGAGAUGAGGCAUAUGAAAGAUUUGAUAAUUAUGUUGUGAAGCACGAAUUGUAUAAACUUGCAAUGAAGAUAUAUACUUACGACAAGAAAAGAACUAAUGACGUCAUGAGUUUAUUUGCAAAUUACUUACAUGAUCAAACAAACUUUGGCGAGUCAGCAUUGACCUAUGAGUAUCUUGAGGAUCUCGAUCUGGCGUUGGAGAACUAUAUUUUGGCCAAGAAGUGGAGACAAGCUUUAUCAAUUGCCGAAAAGCCAAACUUUAAAACCAAGUUGAUUGAAACUGCAAACUCCUUAGUAGCGACAUUGACUGCAGAUCAUAAAUACAGCGAUGCCGCAGAAAUUGAGUACUAUUGUUUACAAAAUGUUAGAGAGGCAGUUAGACUUUAUUGUAAACAAUAUUGGUUUGAUCAGGCCAUCUUACUUGCAGAGCGUACCCAAAAUGCAGAUCUUAUUGAAAGUGUCGUUGAUGUGCAAAUUAACGAGGGAUUUGGUGUGAUUGCCGAGUUACUAGCUGACUGUAAGGGUCAAAUGAACUCUCAAUUGAGAAGACUUCGAGAAUUGAGAACUAAAAAGCAAGAUGAUCCAUAUGCAUUCUAUGGUAAUCCUGAUGAUCUUGAUACACCUGAUAACGUAUCAGUUGCUGCUUCUGAAACAUCAACUGCUCCUUCUUUUUUCACUAGGUAUACGGGUAAAACAGCCGGUACUGCCAAGACAGGUGCAUCCAGACGUACCGCAAAGAAUAGAAAGAGAGAAGAAAGAAAGAAAGCACAAGGUAGAAAAGGGACAAUUUAUGAAGAGGAGUACCUUAUUAGAUCCGUGGGCAGAUUAAUCGAGAGACUUGACUCUACCGAGCAAGAUGCAAUAAGACUCAUUGAAGUGCUCAUCAGAAGGCAAAUGAAGGAACAAGCAUAUCAAAUACAAAAAAGUUGGUGUGAGUUGAUUGCACUCAUUAAAGAGAAUAUAGAUGAGGUACACAAUAUGAGUGAAAGAGACAGAGAGAGAAUAGACGAUAAUGGAGAGAUUUAUUUGAUAGACGAGAUUCCAAAACCAAAUAUUCGCGAGUUCCCAAAGUUUAGCAUCUUAGAUUAUUGA